AUGUCAAAGGCCGUUUAUGCAAAAAUUUGGAUGAGUACGAGGUACUUCAACCUGCGAAGGAGAUACGGAUGCAUUAAGGUUUGUGGCCGUCUAAGUCCUUGGUUAUACGUUUGGUCCUUUUAUUGUCUAUCGCUUGUUUUUCCAGCCCUUAGUAAUGAGAAUAAGAAACUUUUAACCUUUGGAAUUUGGAAGGAGAAUGAUGUCGGUUAUAACAAAUGUGCACCACCACCAUAUGAAUGA
Molecule: messenger RNA, 240 nt
Organism: Plasmodium gonderi
Lineage: Eukaryota; Apicomplexa; Aconoidasida; Haemosporida; Plasmodiidae
Exons: 2
Coding region: 1-240 (79 amino acids)
Source: RefSeq, a predicted model, not a curated record